Messenger RNA from Penicillium longicatenatum, 336 nucleotides. RefSeq lists its product as uncharacterized. The transcript has 3 exons. The record is from RefSeq and is a predicted model, not a curated record. The coding region runs from base 1 to 336 and encodes 111 amino acids. NCBI's taxonomy places the organism in Eukaryota, Fungi, Ascomycota, Eurotiomycetes, Eurotiales, Aspergillaceae.
AUGAUGAUCUUCUUACAAUAUUUAUCGACAAAUAAUUUAGUCUUCUUCGCGAAGAGAAUCUACGCUCAACGAGUCCAGGAUUAUAGCUCUAAGAAGUGGAUAAGAAUCUUCGAGUCUAACGAAUCAAUAAUUAAAAGAGGUAAAGGUGCUCGCCGGGAGUAUACCUUUAACCGACCCUCGACUCAAAUCGCACUCCAAGAUAUCGACGCAGUUGAUUGUCAUAAGGGUAAAUCGCAAAUAUUUUGGGCUGCUUUAUCAGGAAGUAGUCGACGGACAGGCCUCUCCCCCUUUUUAGAGACCCGGAUUCACCUCAUAGAGGGCUUACUCAAUGGGUAA